AUGGUGAAAGGAAACUUUUGUGGUGUCCCUACAGUUGAUAUAUCACCUUACCUUGAAGAUCCCGGGUCCAACGCCGCCAGAAAAGUCAUUGAAGAUGUGAGAGAAGCGUGCAUUUCAACGGGCUUCUUUCAGAUAACUGGACAUGGCAUCCCCAAGAAUCUGCAACAAAAUGUCUUCGAUGCAGCACAUGCCUUCUUUGCCUUGCCUUUGGAAGAGAAAAAAAAGCUCAACGCUGCAAACUUCAUUGGUCAUAGAGGGUAUGAUGUGUUGGCCAGCCAGUCCUACGAGGAAGGUGUAUUACCAGACUUGAAGGAGGGUUACUAUGUAGGCAGCGACGUCCUGCCAUCAGAUCCUUUAUACGGCCGUUUCUUCAUGGGCCGUAACGUUUGGCCUUCAACAAAAUUCCUAUCCACCGCACAGUUCCAGGAACCAUGCGAGCGGUACCACGAAAGUGUCCAACAGCUUGCCUUCAAAGUUCUACAGCUAGUUGGAGAUACAAUGAUACCCCGUGGACAUAGCAGCAUUGGUAUGACAGAUAAUAUGCCAACUGUCCUGCAUGAUUUAAUCAGGUUGGAUAACAUUCCGGCAUGCCCGCUUCGCCUCCUCCACUAUCCAUCUGCCGUUCGGAACAGAGGGGAUGUGGCCGGUAAGCCGCAGUACGGAGCAUCGGCGCAUACCGACUUCGGUGUAAUCACAUUACUCCUCCAAGACGAUAAUCCUGGGCUCGAAGUGCUGGUAGAAAUAGAUGGAAAACAGGUGUGGUGGCCUGUUGACCCGAAUCCCGGCGCCUACGUUGUCAAUAUAGGGGAUAUGACUAGCAUGGUUACCAAUGGCACUUACAAAAGCAGCAUGCAUCGUGUUGUGUGCAAACAGCCAGAAAGAGAGAGGUAUAGCAUUGUAUUCUUCCUUGACGGUUGUCUAAAUGCAAAGCUAAAGCCAAUAGAGGGCUUUGGGCAUCCGGAAGAAGACAUCGAAACCUCUCACAAAACGGUAGAGCAGCAUAUGACUGAACGGUUAUCGAUGAGCUAUGCAAAGGAGGGUAAAGAUCCGAGGCACAACGAGGAUGCCUUCAACGCAUGA
Nannizzia gypsea CBS 118893 is the source of this 1080-nucleotide messenger RNA. Its product is annotated as sexual differentiation process protein isp7. Lineage: Eukaryota; Fungi; Ascomycota; Eurotiomycetes; Onygenales; Arthrodermataceae. The record is from RefSeq and is a predicted model, not a curated record. Gene Ontology annotation, molecular function: dioxygenase activity. The transcript is spliced from 2 exons. The coding region runs from base 1 to 1080 and encodes 359 amino acids.